Aedes albopictus (Asian tiger mosquito) is the source of this 2766-nucleotide messenger RNA. RefSeq names its product FK506-binding protein 5-like. The coding region runs from base 390 to 2267 and encodes 625 amino acids. The record is from RefSeq and is a predicted model, not a curated record. Lineage: Eukaryota; Metazoa; Arthropoda; Insecta; Diptera; Culicidae. The transcript has 3 exons.
AUAAAGUCUAUAAAAGUGAACUCAAGACGUUGUCAAUGUUUAGUCGAACGAAGGUGGUCGUCGCGAGGUGAGAAGACAGGUGUAUGUUUGGCUCGAUCGCGGUACAGAUUUCAAGGUGCGCGCUCUCCGCGAAGGUGUUCUGGGAACGGGAUUAAGAUCGCUCUGUGCUGCAGUGUUGUGGUGGGGGGCUUUCGGAUUGUGUAUGAAAGUGUUGUUGACAUUGGUGUUUCUGGUGGCUGGCCUGGUCACCCGGUAGACAAUAGUGGACUGUGUGUGUGGGUGGAUAGGAGAAAAGUGAUUCGAAGCAGAGCAGCGGAAGGAAAACUGGUCGAGUUGGUAUCCUUGUAGGGUAGCAGAUUUUAUCAGAAGCGGAGAUUUUCACCACCGAAAUGAAAAUCAUCCAGUCUGUUCUCCUGGUUACGGCGAUCGCCGUCACCGUAGCAUUUCCAACUCCCCAAGAAGAAAAAACGACCUCCAAAACUGCGAAAGAUGAAGAGCAUGUUCCAACGGUACAAAAGAUUGAAAUUCACGUUGAAGUCAAGGCCAUGUCACCGGACGUUAAAAUGCCGGCCACGGUGACCGUAUCGGAAGCUCAUGAGCCUCUAGCAAGUCCCAAGGACAAGAACCUUGAAUCCAAGAAAUCAGAGGACUCAGUGCAGGUUACUAAGGCUUCAGAAACCUCGAAGCCGUCAGAAACUGUUGAGCUGCACAAGAUAAAGAAAAUACAGGUGGUCGUACAACCAACACCAGCUGAGGAAAGCGUAGCGAAAAAGAGUGAUGUUAAAUCAGAUGUUGAAGGUACAUCGGAAAAAGUCGAGCAAGUAAAGAGCCUGCCGGUUGCGGUUAAAUCAGUUCCCUCUGAAACCGUGAAAGAAGUUGAAAAAGAAAAGACUACGUUGGAGCAGAAACCAACAACAAGUGAUGCUCUAUCAACUACCUCCGAAUCCAAAUCAGUGAAGAUUGAAAACUCUCAGGCUAAAUCUGCAGAACCGAGGCAAGAUACAGCUACUUCUCAACCAAGGCCAGUGAUUGUUGAAGCUCCGGUAAUGAAAUCAAAUGAGAAUAAGCUACAAGACCUUGAAGAUAAAAUAGAAACAACUAAAGCUGUCAAGGUAGAAACCAAACAACAAGCUAAGGACGAUGAUGAUUCGAAAGAGGACAACUCGAGCGAAGAGUCACCUAAGGACACCGUUAGGGUAGUCUCGGAUGAAACUCCAGAAGACGCUGUAAAAGAAUCAAAGGCAGAAAUGAUCAAGGAUGAAAAAGAAACCAAAAUGCAAACUGAUGACGCACUAAAAGAAACCGUGGUGCCAGUGGUAACUGAAGGAAUGAAGCAAGGAGCUAAGAGCGUAGAAGAUGAAACUGUGAUUCCUAUCGUGGAGGAUCUUCCAAAUAAGAAGCAAAGUGUUGAGGCGGAACCAACAUACAGAAUGAUUCCCGUUACUGUUGUGAUUGAAAAACCUAAAGUGAAGGAAAUUACUAUCAGGACAGUUGCGCCUGUCGAGAAAAAAGAAGAAGAAAAGCCUGUCGAGAAAAAAGAAGAAGCAAAGGUGAUUGAACCAGAAUCAGGUGCUGAAAAAUCAGUAGAGAGCGAGAUGCCUAAGGAAACUAUUGCUAAAGUAGAUGUGUCUGCGUCUCCCGUUGCAGAUGCAGAUUCCGUCACACCUGAAGAAGAGUUACCAUUAGUAAAAGCAAUUGAUCCAAUAACUGUCAAGGCCGAUGUUCAAGAACUUACAGUCACAGAAGAACAAAAAGAAGACACUCCUGCUACUAGAACCGUAGAUCCGAUCAAGGAUACAGUUGAACCAGUUACAGUAGAAGUCUCUGCCGUAAAUGUUGCGGAAGAAUCACUUAAGGCAGUGGAAGAACCUGUGCCCGUAGCUGAACCCUCACCAGCUGUAGAACCUGAAGAAGUAGUUCAGCAAGAUGCUGCUGCUGCCGAUGAACCAGCCAAAGAGGCAGAGCUGAAAUCAGUGGAACCCAUGAUGGAUGAAGGGAGUUCAACUAAAGCAGCUGUCACAGAAAGCGAAACUGCGGAGAAAAAAGUUGAAGAUUCGAGUAUCAGUAGUAGUACAACCACUAAGGCGUUAGAGGAUGUGACUAGCACUAGCGAAGUGAUGGAGAAAGUUGAAGAAGCCGCUGCAAAGGAAGUGGAAGCUUCGACAACGACGACAACGACCACCACGACCCCUGCCCCUGUGAAGACGGAGGGCAAAAAAGGAAAGAAGAAGUUGCCAGGUUCGAACAAUAAACAGAAUACAAUCUAAUAUUCGAGGGUACAGCAAGCGUCUGCAACAGGACCAGAAGAAAUCACAGUGAAAAGAGGAAGGAUUUCUUCCCAACUAGAAGAGCUGCCAAUUGAGCAAAGUAGAUUGCUACUUUACCGUAAGAGUGUACGUGAAACCUGUGGACAGGUUGAAUUCACGUUACGAUAUUUUUAAUUAAAACAUCCUAGAGUAGGGUGUCACGUCAAUUCAUCGUACAAAGGCUUUGCUUCGUCAUCUACAGAAAAAAUUUACCGAAGAAAAUUUACUAAAUAGGUUGCAUAGCUAGAUUUCGAUCUACAGUAACAUUUUUGAAUAGCUUCAAUUACGAAGAAUUGGUGCAACACCCUGCUAGAUAUAGGAGAGUGCGAUUGACUCGUUCGUAGCCAUGAGUGUAAUCAUGAUGUCUUGUCAAGAAAUAAAUUUACCGAAUCGAUCAUUUUGUCCAGUGUUGUAACAUUACGCUUGCAGUAGGCUAAGUUAAAUAUAAUAUUUAAACAAA